Molecule: messenger RNA, 3102 nt
Organism: Fundulus heteroclitus (mummichog)
Lineage: Eukaryota; Metazoa; Chordata; Actinopteri; Cyprinodontiformes; Fundulidae
Exons: 4
Coding region: 66-1688 (540 amino acids)
Molecular function (GO): catalytic activity
Source: RefSeq, a predicted model, not a curated record
GUGUUCUUGCGGUGGGAGACUUUUACCAGCUGCCCCCCUUGGGAGCUUCAAAACCUCUUUGUGUCAUGGAGGAUGGUGUACUUGAUCUCUGGAAUGAGAAUUUCUGCCUGGUAAGUCUUACAGAGAUCAUGCGACAGAAGGAUGACAAACUCUUUGCUGAGCUACUUAAUCGGCUUCGUGUCAAAAGGAAAGCUGAUGAUCUCAGCGAGGAGGACAGAUCUUUGCUGAAGCAGUGUGUUGCAGAUCCCAAGGAUUGUCCGUUGGAUGUGUUGCACAUUUUUGCAACCAACAAACAGGUAGAUGCACACAACGCUGCAGUGGUUGCCUCAUUAGGUACAGCUAUUGUUGAUGUUCACGCAGAGGAAUACAGGAGAGAAACAAAAACUGGAAACAUGAUUAGUUUGGGCAGUUGCAUUAGAGGCAACAGUCGAGAUUUGUGCGACCACAUCCAAGCUGGAUUGGGUAUUAGAGUCAUGAUAACAAGGAACCUGGAUGUAGAGGAUGGCCUGGUGAAUGGAACCUUUGGAACGAUAGUCGACAUUGUUACCCACACCAAUGACGAAAUGAUAACUGUGAAACUGAUCGGACUGAGACUGGACAAUUCCAUGGCUGGACGUACCAAAAGAAUGCGUGGUAAACCAGACGACUUGGUCUACAUUGAGAGAUUCGAGGAACAAAGCAGCGUAAGAGGAGUGAUACGACGGCAGUUUCCACUUAAAUUGGCCUUUGGGUGUACAGCACACAAAGUACAGGGGAUGACCAUGCAGUCGGCAGUUGUUUCUUUAAAACGUAUGUUUGCACCUGGUAUGGCAUAUGUGGGAUUAAGUCGUACAACUUCUUUGGAAGGGCUUAAAAUCAUCGAUUUUGAUGAGAAAAAGAUCUACGCUGAUGAAAGAAUCACAGCAGCCAUGGAUACGAUGAGGCGAGCAUCGUUCUCCAACACCAGCCCCCUCCUGCAUUUCCCAUCAAGUCCUCUGCGCACCACAUUGAAAAUCAUCCACCACAACGUUGGAGGUCUUGUAUGUCACUAUGACGACAUGAAGCACCAUCAUGAACUGGGAUUGGCCGAUAUUCUCUGUCUUACAGAAAGUCAUUUGUUUGGAUCUUCUUAUCCAGCUUCUUUGCAAAUGGAGGGUUAUUGUUUGUUUGCACGCAACAGACACGUCUCCUACUCUAGCAGAGCCGACAUUGCUACCAAGGAAGGGGGGGGAGUAGCAACUUACUGCAGGAGCAUUCUCCAACCUGAGGAACGCAGAUACUUUCACAAUGUUACAGAUCUUGAGUACAAUGUCAUUAGAUUGGACGCUCCGAUAUCAGUCCUUGUUGCCACGGUUUACAGGCCACCCAGUUAUGAUCUUGCCAGCUUCUUGAAAAACAUUCAGAGCUUCUUGGAUGGUCUUUAUUCUAUUGAUAUUCAGCCCGUUGUUGUAUUGGGAGACUUCAAUGAGGAUCUUCUCUCUCCAGGAAAAAAAGCAAUCAAGGACUUGUUUGAAAGCAAAGGAUUCACUCAGCUUAUCUCAUCUCCAACAACAAAAAAGCGCACCCUGAUUGAUCACAUUUACAUAUCUCGCCCAGAAUAUUGUGUCCAGUCAGGUGUGUUGCAGACAUAUUACAGUUACCACAACCCGGUAUACUGUAUUUUGUCUUCUUUCUCAGCUGCUGCCUCUCCUUCACUUUUUGACAUGUAACAUGCGAUUGGGCAGGACUGUGUUGCUUUGUUCUUGAUUUAAUAGUCGCCAAUCGCAUAGCACAGCUGACUGUUACAACCCUCUUAAUAAUUUCUGAGUCUAACCAUGAGCCUACACUUUCUGCAAAGAAAUGACUGCUCUGAAUAUGUUUUAUGGCACAAUUUGUUUUUCUUUCUUACCAGUGCUCCCAUUAGACUUUCCUUUGGUGGUGGUGGUUGUUAUUGAUCUUGAGUAGUCUGGAACCGUGUUCCAGAAUGGCCAUUUUUGGCUACAUUUUAAAUCUGGGAAUGCGUAAUUAUUUUAUUUUUAGUUGCCACCCUGUGCAUGCUUCAUUCUCUUCCCCUGUCUCUGCUUUCCACGCUGUGCAUGCUUCAGCCUCUUGUUGCUAUCUCUGCUACCGCCCUGUGCCUGCUUGGAAAUGAUGUUGCACCUGAAGUUUACAGCUUUGUAUGUCAGGUUUUGAGUGGCAUUAACCCCUUUUUUCCCCAAGUUUUUCUCUGUUUUGCAGGUUAUGCAAUGUGACACACAUAAGUUUGUGCUUGAAGAACGUCAAAAUUAACCUGGUAGACCUGGAAGGCAACCCACCAUUAGCAGCAAGGUGAUAUUAAGUACUGAGGUGUGUCAGGAGGACGUCUGUCUCAAUAUUCAAUGCUUUGAUGUAGAAUUUGCACUGAACUGAGUAUUGCCGUGGACUGAAGGAGUAACCAGAUAGCCCUGUGAUUGGUCAUAGUCUUCAGUUGGACUUGUCAACCCACGCUGUAGACAAGAAGCAGUUUGGAAGGAAGACGCCAGAGAACUGAUUUUUUUUUUUUUUUUUCACUUUGCAACAAAGGAGCAGUUGCCACGUGCUCAAAAUGUCCUGACAGCUUUUUGCCGUACUAACAUACAGACUCUUUUUAUUUCAUGAAAGUUUUUGAUUUUUCUCUUUUCCACUGACUUCCAUUGUCAUGUUGGAUUUUAUGUUAUACUGUGAUGUUGCAUUAAGUUGAUUGUUAUAGAUUUAUGAUUAAGAAUGGAAACUCUCUACUACAGACACACACCAAGAUCUACAGUUCUCGCAAUCUUUUUGCUUUAUGUAGACAACCAGGUUCUGAUGAGUAUCACAGAACCAUAAAUUACUCAGUAACGCUAAUUUUUAGAUUCAAUACAGGGUGUCUUCUCGCUCACAUUGGCCCACAGCGGGAUUCCCCUUGACUUGGCUGCAUCAGUUUUUUUUACCAUUUCUUAGACGAGGUGGUGUUUUUCUGGUGGAGGCCCAGCCUGAAUUGGCAUUUCUUACAGACAAUGCCCAUUACACAUGAUAUAUGUAUUUUAGUUCACUUUGUUUGAUUUCUCAUUGUCCUACAGCAUUUUAUAGUUGUAAUUUUAACAAUUAUUGCCUGUUUAAAGUUUGUUCUGAUUUUUUAGUUAAUAA